CUUCUUCUAUAUCUUCUUCGGUUACUGGUACACUGGUGACUUGUUCACCGACAAUGAACACAGUUGUUCAACCAAUCCCAUUGCCUAUUAAAGUAGACUCAGUAUUUCGUGCUGAAAAGUCAACUGCCCGUCGAUCACAAGAUAGUAAUAAUAGUUCACUAUCGAACAACACUACCACCACGAAUAAUAAUAAUAAUUCACUUACAAAUAAUGCUGUCAAUAAAACUCGUGUAACAAAAGAUGAUUCACGUCGAUAUCUAAGUGAAUUAGACAGUGUAAUAAAGGAGUUAUGCGAAGCGAAUGAAGCAGCUGUUCAGGCAACACGUGAAGCUGCACAACGCAGACAACGUCUUGGUUGGCCAUCAACGAAUAAUAAUAAUCAUAAUUCACAAAUAAAACUGACAACUCCGACGCCAACAAAUGAAACGAAAAUUAUGCCUAUCCCGAACAGUACUAACGCCUAGUGUUUGAGUGUGUUUUAUGUGUGUGUAUGCCUGUGUGUUGUGUAAGAGUUCGUCUGUAUGUGUGCGUGUGUACUUGCCUCGUUAACGAAACCAUAUUUAACCCCGCCCCUACUCUCUCUCUCUCUCCUCAAACUUCAUUUAUUCACCUGAAGAAAACUAAUUAUUAGAGUGUAAACAAUCCGUACAAAUUGGGACAAUUACGUAUUUAUAUUUAUAUAUAUAAACACACAUAUAUAUGUACUGUGAACUAAUUUAGCUUGUUAUGCAUGAACUUUUAUUCUCCUUAACGAAUAAAUUAUGUAUUUUGUCAAGUUUUUUCUAGGUGUUGGAUACAUAUUUUCCUUAUAUACAUAUACGGAAAUGAAUUUCUCUUUUAUUUUGUUGUUCUUGUUGUUGUUCAAACUGCUUAUUUCUCUACACACAGAUAGGGGAAAGAGCCCCAACCCCUACCGCCCUUGACAACUUGUCACUCACUUCCCCAUCUAAUCGAUUAUGCUGUCUCUCUUUUUUCGUUAUUCUGAAAAAUUCUUUUGGGACAACACUGUUAUGUUUCAUUUGGAUUGUCAUAUUAUGCUUUAUUGAAAUCGUGUUCUUCGUCUCCCACUCACUGUAACUCUUUAAAACAAAUAAUAAUAAUAUUAACAGUAAUAAUUGUGUCAUUAGUAAUAUAUAAGUCUUAUACAACUGUAAACCAUUCACUUCCUUCUCUUUGCUUAAUAUUUUAUAUUUAAUUAAUAUUUCUAUAUACUAUUAUCUUCCUGUCAUUGAAUUCUCCUGCUUAUUUUCACUAUCAUGUAAUAUCACUCACUAUGUUAUGUUUAAUACUAGUAUAAUUAUUGAUGAGUAAUGUAUAUGAUGAUGAUAAUGAUGACGAAAAGAACAGGAAGAAUGAUGAUAAAGUUCGAUUUACAAAAACUAAUCUUCAUUUUAACUACCUACUUGAUUUCAUCGAGUGAGUGUGUGUGUGUGUAAGGCGGGAGGUGGGAGACUGCCAGGAGUUUUCUAUUCUGCUGUCGUUGCUGCUUAAGUAUCGUUUGAUAUUUCUGCAUCUGUUAACUGUUUCCCUGUCUCUCACAUACUUCAUGAUAGCGCGCAGAAUUCGAUAGAUGAUUUGUUUUCGAUAAGUUU
Trichobilharzia szidati is the source of this 1592-nucleotide messenger RNA. The record is from the annotation of a GenBank genome assembly. Lineage: Eukaryota; Metazoa; Platyhelminthes; Trematoda; Strigeidida; Schistosomatidae.